Molecule: messenger RNA, 1773 nt
Organism: Schistocerca gregaria
Lineage: Eukaryota; Metazoa; Arthropoda; Insecta; Orthoptera; Acrididae
Exons: 1
Coding region: 29-1732 (567 amino acids)
Cellular component (GO): mitochondrion
Molecular function (GO): metal ion binding
Source: RefSeq, a predicted model, not a curated record
AUCGCACUUCUUUGCACUCGGCUGGUCUAUGCCGUCGAAUUUUCUAGCAUUUGGCCGCCAUUUUCGCGCCACUUCUCGGUCCUCUCCGCCUCGCCGCGGUGCGUGCGGCGCGCACGGCGCGUCCCGCCCUCGCGUCCCCCCUUCGCCCGCGCGCAGCUUCUCGCCUUCUCCCUGCCUGGGGGGGGCUCGCGCGCCCGCUAGGCCUCUGUUUAACUUUUCGCUGAACUUGCUCGACAAAAAUGCGAAAAAAACGACCGUCUUCACACCCAAGGACCCUCGCAAAUGCCGCCACGCGACCAUGCCGAGAGACCACCCGGAUUCACUGUACUUCCCCCCGUCCUACCUCCGGGAGGUCCUGUCCGCGCCGAUCUGCGCGCCUCCUGCCGCGACGCCCGCUUCCGGAGUCACGCGCAUCUCGAGACUCGACAACGGGCUGACCGUCGCUAGUCAAGAAACUCGCUCCCAAAUGUCGGCCAUUGGCCUGUACGUCAAAGCCGGCACCCGCUACGAGGACUCGACGACCUACGGAACCUGCGUCCUGUUGGAGCGCCUGUCCUUCCGUUCCACACUCGAGCACACCGCCGCGGAAGUGGUCGGCGCGCUGGAAAACAUGGGCGUUCACGUCACCACUUCGAGCUCGAGGGAGUGCAUGGUUUACAGCGCCGAAGUCCUCCGAGAACUGUUGGACCCCAUGCUUUCCAUGCUCGCCAACACCAUCCUCCGACCAAAAAUAACCGAAGAAGACCUGUCCUUGCAAGUAAAGCGCCUCCAAGAAGACAUGCAAAACAACCGACGGCACCCGGCCGCCUAUCUUCCAGAGGUCCUCCAUGAGGUGGCGUACGCGGGUUCCCCGCUCGCUCGCAGCCUCAUCGUCCCGGACGAACAGCUGGCUUCCAUCACGCCCCAAGUGAUACGAAAAUACCUGAAAAACUACUUCAUCGGCCCCAGAAUGGUCCUAGCCGGCGCCAGCGUCGACCACGAACAGUUCGUCGAACUCGCCUCGAAACAUUUCUCCCCGAUCCCGAAAAAUCCAGAGUCUCCGCCGGAUCUGUCCGAAACGCCCUCCUCCUACGUUGGGGGAAUGCGCCUCGUCCCUCCCGCCGACGACUCGGAAAAACUCGAACACGCGCACGUUUCCGUCGCCUUCGAGUGUUGCGGACUCAACGACCCGCAAUUCUUCGUCACCUACACGCUCAGCAUGCUCAUGGGCGGGGGCAUGUCCUUCAGCGCCGGCGGACCCGGAAAAGGCAUGUACACGCGCCUGAACACGAACGUAAUCAACCGCUACGGGUGGGUGGAAUCUUGCGAGGCGUUCAUCUCGUCCUACAUCGACACCGGCAUCUUCGGCAUCACCGGGUCCUGCUCUGUUCGCCACACGAGCGCCUUCCUGGACAUCCUGUGCGACCAACUCACCCGUAUCUCCACACACCUCACCGAAGAAGAAGUCAGCCGGGCGAAAAACCAGACCAAAACCAGCAUCUUCUACAACCUGGAAACCCUCAACGUACUUCACGACGACAUAGGCAGACACGUCAUGAUCUUCGGUAAGCGAAUCACCCCCGGCGAACUCUCUAAAAUGAUCGACACCAUCACCCCCUCGGACAUCCGCACCUGCGUACAACGCAUUCUCUCGACGCCCCCGACCGUCGUCGUGUACGCGCCGACCAGCGUCUUGGACAAGGUCCAAGACUACGACAGCAUCAAGCGCUACUUCGAAGAACACACCGCUUAGAAUUUGGCAGCCGCUGCGCGGCCUCGCAAAAAAAAAAAAAA